AUGGCACAAACUAUGUCUGUUUGGAUGCUUGUUGGUAUAACUAUUGAUAGAUGGCUAGCUGUUUGUUACCCUUUCUCCAUACGCAUUCAUUGUACUGUAAAGAGGGCUAGAUUAAUUGUUUUGUCAACUUUUUUGUUUUCGCUCUUUUACAAUUUGGUUCGCUUUUGGGAAUAUCGUAUUGACUCUAAUGGAGAAAUUGUUGGGCUUUUACGUGAUGACUAUUUAUUUAUGUUACUUUAUCAAAAUUUGGCAACAACUUUAAGUCAAUUUUUACUGCCACUAUGUGUGCUCUGCCCUUUGAAUUUACAAGUUGCACGUUCUAUUUUGGCAGCAAGGGAAAGACGAAAGAAUAUGUUAUGGACAGAACUUUCAUCAGUUGAAGCAAGUAGCCGUGAACAAAGUACUGCUGCAAUGAUGCUUGUUGUUGUUUUAGUAUUUGUAUUUUGCUAUUUUCUUUCACUCUGUCUAAAUGUUCUUGAAAUGUUCAUCCCUCGUCUUUUUCGUUCAUCUACUGGAUUUCUUUUAAACGACAUUAACAAUAUUUUAGUUUUAAUUAAUUCAGCAUCUUCAGCUUUAUUUUAUGCGAGAUUUUCUUCUCGGUAA
Messenger RNA from Meloidogyne enterolobii, 603 nucleotides. NCBI's taxonomy places the organism in Eukaryota, Metazoa, Nematoda, Chromadorea, Rhabditida, Meloidogynidae. The record is from the annotation of a GenBank genome assembly.